Messenger RNA from Phalaenopsis equestris, 1133 nucleotides. RefSeq names its product argininosuccinate synthase, chloroplastic. Gene Ontology annotation, cellular component: cytoplasm. NCBI's taxonomy places the organism in Eukaryota, Viridiplantae, Streptophyta, Magnoliopsida, Asparagales, Orchidaceae. Gene Ontology annotation, biological process: urea cycle; L-arginine biosynthetic process. The record is from RefSeq and is a predicted model, not a curated record. Gene Ontology annotation, molecular function: argininosuccinate synthase activity; ATP binding.
GCAAUGGUUGAUGUUGCAAAAACUGUUGGCGCAGAUGCUGUAUCGCAUGGAUGCACAGGGAAAGGAAAUGAUCAGGUACGAUUUGAGCUUACUUUCUUUGCCUUGAAUCCUGAAUUAAAAGUUGUGGCCCCAUGGAGAGAGUGGGAAAUCCAAGGGAGGGAAGAUGCUAUUGAAUAUGCAAAGAAACACAACAUUCCUGUGCCUGUUUCUAAAAGGUCAAUUUAUAGUAGAGAUCGUAACCUAUGGCACCUCAGUCAUGAAGGAGACAUCUUGGAAGACCCAGCAAAUGAGCCUAAGAAGGACAUGUACGUGCUGACCGUCGAUCCUGAAGAUGCACCUAAUCAACCUGAGUACCUUGAGAUCGGCAUCGUUUCCGGCAUACCCGUCUCCGUCAACGGCAAGGAGCUCUCGCCGGCAUCCCUUCUCUCUGAACUGAACGAGAUCGGCGGGAGGCACGGAGUCGGCAGAAUGGACAUGGUUGAGAACCGGCUCGUCGGCAUGAAGAGCCGCGGCGUCUACGAGACUCCCGGCGGCACCAUUCUGCAUGCUGCCGCCCGAGAACUAGAAUCCCUAACGCUCGAUCGAGAGACCAUUCAAAUGAAGGAUAUGAUCGCUCUCAAGUACGCGGAGCUCGUGUACGCUGGCAGGUGGUUCGAUCCGCUCCGAGAGUCGAUGGAUGCUUUCAUGGAGAAGAUAACGGAGACGACGACGGGUUCGGUUACGUUGAAGUUGUACAAGGGGUCUGUGACGGUGGCGUCGCGGCGGAGCCCGAACAGCUUGUAUAGGGAGGACAUCUCAUCAUUUGAGACGGGGAGUGUGUACAACCAGGCUGAUGCAGCUGGCUUCAUUCAGCUCUAUGGGUUGCCUAUAAGGGUGAGAGCAAUGCUGGAGAAGGGUGUCUGAGGAUCACUAGGAUUUUGACGAAUAAGAUGAGUGCUUUGGUCCCCUCUUAUUUUAUUAUUUUGGUGGAAUUUUUUAUUCGCAGGAGAGUUUUAUUAUUAAAUGUUUUUGGUUUAUGGCUUGAUUGAUAUACUAUUUGGUGAAAUUAGUUGAAUUUUGCUGUUGUAAACUAAGCAUAAUUGUUGUUUUAUUUAUUUUUUUUUGUUAUUUAUUUAUGUAUGAGAAAAAAAAAA